Molecule: messenger RNA, 3933 nt
Organism: Scaptodrosophila lebanonensis
Lineage: Eukaryota; Metazoa; Arthropoda; Insecta; Diptera; Drosophilidae
Exons: 9
Coding region: 37-3585 (1182 amino acids)
Source: RefSeq, a predicted model, not a curated record
UUGCGAACUCAACUUUGGUGCUAAAACUACUUAAAAAUGUUCGGCUCGAAGCUGCGUUCUUGGAUGGAGACGCACAUCGUGCGUCCCCGCAAGAAAGGUAAUAAGCGUAAGGAGCUGGAGAGCGGCAGCGCUGGCAAGAAGGCUGGCACUCUGCCCCAAAGCAGCAAUCUCAAGAGCAAGUCGACCACUCUACCCACCAGCCCAGUGCUGACGAGCAGUGGCGGCAGCCACAGCGUCAUCGCUAGUCCGGUACGCCGGCGUGAGGUCUCUCCCAUACAAUGUCAUACACCCAGCCGUUAUGGUUGGCAGUCACCCGAUCAGGACACAAUAACUUCUCCCAAGUCCGACAAUCUUCUCUAUGCGCCGCAUCGAUAUCACCGGCAGCCCCAAAUACCGCCAAAAUCGUCACAACAGCUGAAUGUGCCCAACAGCAAGGACAGUUCAAGUGCCGACAAGUCACCCAUCAAGGUGAAUUGUUCCUCGUCCUCCAUAUCCUCGCUAUCCUGGUCAACGGGCUCCAAGGAACCCUCUAUGCACUCUACGGUGGCUAAGCACACAACUUUUAAGCUAGAGUCGGCAGAGUUGGCUUUGUCGCGAAGCUAUUCGGACUACCAUGACACCAUGCCCGAAUUAGUUGCAACCGCUGAAGAGGAAGUGGAGUACGAGGAAGUGGGUGCGCUUUUGUUGCGUCCUCAACCACCACAGGGACGGCAAGACAUCGCGGAUUAUCAACGACCCCAUUCAGAAAAUUUGACCAGCUUGCACCUUAGCUAUGAUAUGAAGAGUAGCGAGGAUAGCAACCAUGUGCGUUACGGGCGUCUUUUGCCCUCCAAGCUGGCUACACAGGUAUCCGAUUCAGUGGAGAGUUUAACCGUGAAGAGUGAGUGUCUGGCGGCACCACUUCCAGUGCUUCCUCCUGCCCCCUCUGUGGGUCGCCUGCGAAACAGUCGUGGCCUGCCACGCAGCAACUUGAUGCCUGGUAGUCGUGCUCCCCUUGGCAUGGCCGGACCACCACACAGCUUAUCAUCGCCAGAAAGUGCGUACUCUACUGGCUAUUCUACCGAUGGGACCUCCCCAUGCGCUGGCAAUUACAAUCCACCGGAAUAUUACAUCAACAUGCGGACGGGUACCCACUACUUUCCCAAGAGUGUCAAUUCACUGGCUAUCGAAGCUCAACGCUACAAGUUCGGCUUGAACCGCAUUGAGGAGAUGUCACCGUUAGACCCAUUGCCCAAGAGCAGUUUCGGUAAUACUUGUGCCAAUAAUUUUGGUCAGCCGCGGCUGGAGCCCAGUCCUAGUCCAUUGGCUUUGCGUCAUGCCGCCCCCAAGCUCUUCGAGUCACCCUCUCCACGUCAACGUUGCCGCAUACGUACCAAUCCCUGGUACUCAACUGGGGAGACGCCUGCCAUGCAUCUCACACCCGCAGCAGGAGCAGCAACAGCAUCAGCGACAACAACAAUAAUGCGCAUGGAAGUGGAUGCCACCAGCACCACCUCAACAACUUCCUCGGGCAUCAAGUCGAGCAAUGAGCUGGAAGCGCUGGCCAUGGAACGUAGCAAGAAAAACAUAACAAUAACGUCAACCCCUCUUUGCAGGAAAAAUGGCAACAAGUUGGGCAUGGGCAUGGGAACUUCAGCCCCUACCAACAUGAACGCUGCUUUGCUGUCAAAGUCAUACGAGUCGUCUGAGGGUUCCUCGUCCUCGACUGAAGUGGAAAAUGCACGCGCCUACUCGCCACACACCAUCAAGCGCAAGCAUUUUGAGCGACUGGGCACGAUGGUGGCUGCGAGUGAGCAAGCAGCCUGCAGCAAGGACAUCAUCCAUCGUCAGGUGCUUUCGGAAUGCCAAAUUAUGCAGCAGGAGUCCCUUUUCGUGGUGAGCGACGAUGAAGCGACACUAAACGAAAUGAUUGGCAAGUUUGAUGAGAGUUAUGUCUAUGAGAAGGAGACAGACAUACUAAGCAGCGACUCGGAUCCCACAGACUGUGCUUCUGAGUUGGACACUGGCCAGGACGCAGGGGACGAGUGCGAUACUGACGAGUUGCUGGAUAUUGACUUCAUAGAUACAUCAUCCAUGCAGGAAUUGGUGUUGGAGCGUAAGGAGCUGCAGCGUAAUUUAGGCAGCUGCCAUUACUAUCCGAACACCAGCCCAACACGCUCUGCCUUACGCCAGAGCUUUGAGCGUAAAUCAUCGGUGCGAUCGCGGCGCAGUGUUCGUUCUGCUAAAAAUACACAGGAUGUCCAAUCGGGUGGUGUGGUAUCGAGUGCAGCCCUACAACGCAGACGCAAGCGUUUUAUGAAGACACGCAAGAAGAGCUGCGAGAAUAGGGACAAACAUCUCGAAUCGCCCCUACAACGACCGCGUGAAUCGAGAAGCGUUGGUGGCACUCCCGUUUGCUUGCGUCGAAAUCACCAGCUGGGAGGUGCAAAGGAUAGAAUAUAUAAAACAUCGCCGCUUUCAAAUCGAUCCAAUUCGCUUAUCUUUGGCACCGUGCCAGAGAAACACUUUAUGACUAUAGCAGAGAGCGAGAAGGCACUGCUUAAAGCGGACAUGGAAGCCGACAUGAAGUACCGACAACUCAUUAUGGAAGCGGAGUCGCUGCUCGAGUCCAUGAAGAACAGCUUGCAAAGCAUACCACGUGACACGCCCGUCGCCAGUCCCAGACGUUUGAAUCCCUUGGCCAACAAGCGCGUUGAAAUGCUCAAAAAUAGCGAAGUGGAGUCCAAGAAACAAGCAGCUCCUCAAAAGGAGCCAACAUCGGAUCAUGAGUUGGCGGCGGCUAUUAAUAAACGCAUCGAACUACUUAAAUUUGAAACUGCUUCGGCUCCAAACAGUCCCAAGAUGGGACGUUGUAGUCCUCGUAAAACGCACCUAACCAACUUUAUGAACCAGAAUGCACCUCCCGAGCUACCACCUCGUAAGAACAACGCCGCUGAUCAGCCCUACAAGGUGCCUCUUUCCCCUCAGUUGCAGCUAAAUGGUCGCCGUUUGCAGAGCAGUCCUCUGGGCUCGCCCCGGAGUUCGCGACGUUUGCAGUCGUCGCCCUCGCCCUCGCCGCGUCGUUCCGGACUGUGGAAUAUGGCAUUGCUUAAUUUAAACGGUAGCGACUCGGAACUGGAGUGCAUUACCGUGGAACGACAGAGCACUGAGGACGUAGCUAAUCACAACUAUUUGCAACAGGAGCCAGCACUCCAAUUCAACAAUGCCGACUACAAUAAUAGUAAUGUGGCACUUUCGGAGAGUAGUGUCCAGGCCAGUUUUUAUUGCCCACACAGUGAACCGUUGAAGCGCAAGGUCUACAAGGGCAGCUCUUCGUUCGAGCGCAUUAAGAAGACAUUCGACUUGGAAUUAGAUAUGAGCCAACAAACAAAGACGGACGUCUGUGGAUUUCCGGGCGAAAAUCGUCAACAACAAUCCAAGUUGGUAUCUGUUUCGGCCAAGAGCUCCAUGCAUGACGUUAACAAUGAUACAGCUGAGACUCAAAGCAACCAUUGCAAGCAGCAAAUUCUGCUCAGCACUAUUGUGGAUCUGAAACGUAGUCUGGAGCAUCAGAGCUACGAACUUAGUGGUCUAAAUGGUGAAUAGUUGCCAACAAAAACUAGUAGAAGACAUAGACAUGGUAUUACAAGUGGACUGAAAGCUAUUAUUUAAGCCUAAUGCAUAUGAUAUUUGGCUUCCAGUUGAAGCCAACAUACGUAAUCAUCUCAUCAUACAUACAUAUGCUGUAGUUGUAGUUAUAUUUACAUUAUUGGGGAGUGGCUCUUUCUAGUCACUCCGGCACAUGGGAAAUUGAGUGCAAUAACUUUGAUGAAUAGUCUUAAAACAUAAGUUUCGCCUAUUUUUUGAUUAUUAUAAUUUGUUGUUUUUUUUUUUAAGAAAACUGUUUUUAUAGACGUUAUACGAGUAUACCUAAAAAAUAAGUAGUUGACUUCA